CCUGCGGCCGCAGCUCAAUCCGCGCGGCUGUGCCCUUAGCUGGGUCUGUGCCCGGGCUCGGCUGCCGCCGGCGCGUCGGGAACCCGGUCGUGAUGGGGACGAAGGGGAAGGUCCGGAGGACACAGUUGCUCCUCUUCGCGUCGGUGAUCCUGUGCUCGCUGGCGCGGGGCAGGGGAGCAGUGUACACUUCGGAAUCUGAAGUCCAAGUUCCUGAGAAUAAACCUGCCAAGCUGUCCUGCUCCUACUCCGGCUUCUCCCACCCCCGGGUGGAGUGGAAGUUCUCCCAGGGCGACAUCACCAGCCUCGUCUGCUACAACAGCAAGAUCACAGCCUCCUAUGAGGACCGGGUCACCUUCUCAAACACUGGCAUCACCUUCCACUCCGUGACCCGGAAGGACACGGGGACGUACACCUGCAUGGUCUCGGAUGAAGGCGGCACCGCCUACGGGGAGGUCAGCGUCCAGCUCACCGUGCUCGUGCCCCCGUCCAAGCCCACGGUGAACAUCCCCUCCUCUGCCACCAUCGGGAGCCGGGCGGUGCUGACCUGCUCGGAGACGGACGGCUCCCCGCCCUCUCAGUACACCUGGUACCGGGACGGGGUCUCGAUGCCUCUGGAGCCCAAGAGCAGCCGUGCUUUCAGCAACUCUUCCUACAGCCUGAACCCCAAGACGGGGGAGCUGGUCUUCGAUCCCGUCUCAGCCUCUGAUACAGGAGAGUACUCCUGCGAGGCCCAGAACGGGUACGGGACGCCCAUGAUGUCCGACGCGGUGCGCAUGGAGGCAGUGGAGCUGAAUGUGGGGGGCAUUGUGGCAGCCGUCCUGGUCACACUCGUUCUCCUUGGGUUCCUGGUGUUCGGCAUCUGGUUCGCCUACCGCCGAGGCUACUUUGACAGGAUGAAGAAAGGGACCGAGAGUAAGAAGGUCAUUUACAGCCAGCCCUCCACCCGAAGCGAAGGGGAAUUCAGACAGACCUCCUCCUUCCUGGUGUGACCCCGGCCCUCCUCCGAGCCGCCUCACUCAGGUGCUACCGGACUCUGGCCCCAGAUGCUGUGGUUUCACAGGAUGUUGUGUUUGUCUUCUGGCCCGCAGGGGCCCCUUUUUCCUUUGUUGGGACGUGUUUUUAAUAACGUCGGCCAGGAGCUCCCUCCCCCAACCCUCUGUGUCUUCUUCCUUGCCCGGUGCUGCGAGGGGGCGAGCUCUCUGUCCCAACAGGGAGCCAAGCGGGAGUCUUGGCUGUGCCCACUGAGUGCCUUUCCCUCAGGAGCGGAGGCGCACUCCCCGCUGGGCCCGGAGCCGCCCUCGAAAGGGACCUGAGCCUGGAGCCUCGGCUCCUUCCCGCAGCACCGAGGACCAGCGUACACGGCGGUUCCGCCUCCGUUCUGCCUCCUCUUUCCCUCGGGAAGUGCCCCCGGGGGCCUCCUGCCGAGUCCUGCACGCGGGCAGAGUGACACCACCUUCUCUGUAGGAGAAACGGGACCUUCGGUUGUGGGCAGUUUCGGGGGAUGAGAAGCACGGGUUUCCGAGCUGGAGCUGCGUGUGGUCUGAGGCCUGGGCUGACGGCGAGUGUGUGCUGGGCGCUUCCAGGCUCUCAGGUGCGAUUGUGUUUGCGUGUGUGUGUUUGUGUAGCUGGAAAUAACGACGUGGUUGGUCCAAGGUUCUGGUUGUGCCUGGGGGAGGGAGGUUCUCGGUUUCCUGCUUUGCACAAACAGGGAAGUGCCCGAGCCCUGCCUCCCAGAGACCUGGGCAGGCCCCACUCCCUGUCCCACCGCUUCCUGGUUCAAGGUGGAGCUUUCUUCUCCCAGAGCCCUCUGGUGGCGCCUGUGCACGGGCUCCGCACGGAUCACACCCACCCUCCACCCCACCAGCCCGGUGUGGACCCUUCCUGAGGCUUCAGGGAAAGUGCCCCAGAGCCCACGCGGCAGGAGGGUGUCUCACGCCGUUUGGAGAACAGCGUCUUCGGCAGAAGCUCACAGUGGCCGCUCCUCCUCUGUGUAGUGGGGCUGCCGUUCAAAGAGAACGUCCCUCGGGACAGGUUCCGUCAGCCGUGUGCGUGCGUGCACAGGUCCGCCCAGCCUUGCACGCCUCCUCGCACUCCGACCCUUCCUCACCCCGAAGUUACUGUCUCCCCACCAGCGGGUCCCUGGUCCAUCGGUCAGCCGGCAGAUACAGGCUUUUCCAGUGUCCACUUUGCGCCUUCACCUCUGGGGAGGGGGCUGAGCACCGCUUGGCAGCCUGACCUGGGAACCCCUGGCAGAGCUGAGCUUUCAGUCCAGGACCCGACAGGAACAACAUAAACAAGUCAGACCCUCAGGGAAGGGUCACACACCAAUCAAAACAAUGUCCACAUGGAAAUGAAAUCUAGACAAUAAAAGUAGAGAUUACGAGACGGUUCUGGGAGAAUGGGAUGAGUAAAGUGUGAUUCAGAACUGUUGUCCUGCUGGGAGAAGGGUGGGGGGGAAAGGCCACGGGGACUGGAGGUGAUUCACUGCCUGUGACUUGGCCACUCGGUCACUUGUGGUCACUCAGUCACUUGGCGGGUUACCUGCAGCAGCUGUGGAACUUCCCUUGGCAGCUGAGCGCCGCCCCUCGACUGGGGGACUGUGUCUGCCUUCACUGUAGAGCGUCAAAACUGAAUAUUUGUAAUAAAUGUUUUUCACAUUGA
Messenger RNA from Artibeus jamaicensis (Jamaican fruit-eating bat), 2661 nucleotides. It is a transcript of the gene F11R, whose product is annotated as F11 receptor. NCBI's taxonomy places the organism in Eukaryota, Metazoa, Chordata, Mammalia, Chiroptera, Phyllostomidae. Gene Ontology annotation, biological process: establishment of endothelial intestinal barrier; regulation of membrane permeability; cell adhesion. The record is from RefSeq and is a predicted model, not a curated record. The transcript is spliced from 10 exons. Gene Ontology annotation, cellular component: bicellular tight junction. Bases 93 to 989 code for a protein of 298 amino acids.